Molecule: messenger RNA, 2712 nt
Organism: Puntigrus tetrazona (Sumatra barb)
Lineage: Eukaryota; Metazoa; Chordata; Actinopteri; Cypriniformes; Cyprinidae
Product: prolylcarboxypeptidase (angiotensinase C)
Biological process (GO): proteolysis; angiogenesis involved in wound healing; negative regulation of systemic arterial blood pressure
Molecular function (GO): dipeptidyl-peptidase activity; serine-type exopeptidase activity
Source: RefSeq, a predicted model, not a curated record
CACGUUUUUACAACACGGAAGCACGUUGUGUCGUUAUGUGAAGUUAAGAAAACAAUCCAUUUAUCGACAGAAAGGAGAUGUAAUUCGUUUUGAGUGAGAAGACAGAUAGGCACUUUUAAUAACUAUUCGCAAAUGACGAACAGAUUUACGAAGCUUAGCUACCGCGUGAUCAUUUUAUAAAAUGGUUUGAAAUUUGAGAAAUAAAAACUAAAAAGCUACGGCAUUGCAUAUAAAUAUAUAUCGGGGCGUUACUUUGCUUCGCUUUUGUUUUUUAUGUAGUUGUAAAACUUUUGCGUCAUGGAGCAACUAGUCAUUUGACAUCCUUCCUCGUUCCUCGUAUGCAAAUGAUCCAUCGCUCGAUAUUUUCACAAGCACUGUGACGGGAUUCACUCAUUCAGCCAUGAGACUGAUCGACACUGCUCUGCUCUUCUUUCUUAUCAUCCUCAGCUGUAAUGCGCUGGGGCUCAAACCACAGCUCUUAGGCAGACACACAGUCCAAACCAGCUCUCAGCACACAUCUGUCUCAUACAAAACUUUCUAUUUUGAUCAACAGAUUGACCAUUUUGGCUUUUUGGAGAAUGGGACAUUCAAACAGAGGUAUCUUCUUAAUAACCAGCACUGGCACAAGGGGGGCCCAAUCCUAUUUUACACAGGCAAUGAAGGAGACAUCACAUGGUUCUGUAACAAUACUGGUUUCAUGUGGGAUGUAGCAGAGGAGCUGGGAGCCUUGUUGGUUUUUGCAGAACAUCGCUACUAUGGAGAGUCCAUGCCAUUCGGCGAAGAGUCUUACAGCAAUGCUAAGUAUCUGAACUACUUGACCUCAGAACAGGCUUUAGCUGACUUUGCAGUGCUCAUCAAAGCUCUGAAAAAAACCCUGCCCGGAGCUCAGAAGAGUUCGGUCAUCGCCAUCGGUGGCUCCUAUGGCGGGAUGCUGGCGGCCUGGCUGAGGAUGAAGUAUCCCAGUGCAGUUGUAGGUGCUCUUGCCGCAUCCGCUCCCAUCUGGCAGUUCAUUGUGCCGUGUGGAGAGUUUUACAAAGUGGUCACCCAUGACUUCACCAUCAGUGGCACCAACUGUAGCGGCAACAUCAGAAGGUCAUGGGAGGCUAUUGACAGGUUCUCAGCAACAGGUGAGGGUUUGCAGUGGCUGUCUCAGGAGUUUGGACUGUGUAAUCCUUUAAAGACUCGAGACGAUGUGUAUGGCUUCAAGGCUUGGCUGCAGGAAACCUGGGUGAACUUGGCCAUGGUGGAUUAUCCAUAUGAAGCUAACUUCCUCCAACCACUUCCAGCCUGGCCUGUUAAGGUGGUCUGCAAAAAUCUUAAUUUUAAUACCGGUGUAUCAGACAAACAGCUGUUGAAUGGUAUCUCUCAAGCUGUACGGGUGUACUACAAUUAUACGGGAGAUGCAGUCUGUCUUAAUACCUCACAAACUGCUACUGGGAAUCUGGGCUUCCUUGGUUGGUUCUAUCAGAGCUGCACAGAGAUGGUAAUGCCAAUAUGCACAGACGGUAUCGCUGACAUGUUUGAGCCACAGCCUUGGAACUUCCAGGCUUUCUCCGACGAGUGCUUCAACCAGUUUGGAGUGCGGCCACGGGAAGACUGGGCAGAAAUUGUGUAUGGUGGGAGAAACAUAAUUGCUCACAGCAACAUCAUCUUCAGUAAUGGGAAUCUUGAUCCAUGGAUGAGUGGCGGAGUGACCAAAAAUCUUUCAGAAUCACUGGUUGCCAUUAUGAUAGAUGGAGGUGCACACCACCUUGAUCUGCGCUACAACAGCGAGUUUGACCCAGAGUCAGUCAUUAAAACACGAGCUCUAGAAGUACGCUACUUCAAGCAGUGGAUCAAAGACGCAGCAACUACCCAAUGAUGUGGAAUCAAGUUCACUAAAAUAAAACAAAAAUGGUAAAGAAAAAAAAGUUUCUGUUUGCCAUGUGCCAAAGUUAGUGGUUUUUUAUUUCUUGGUACUUAACUGAAAGAAAUUGUUUUAUUAUUGAGGAGUGGAAGUUUUUUGGGGGAUUGUGGUUGAUCAUAAUGUUGUUUAGGUUUUUUUUUUUUUUUUUUUUUUUGCGAAACAAGAAUGUUCAGUAAGUCAGAAAACACCAAAUGCAAAACCACUCAGGGGAGUUAUCCUUUACAAAAGUCUCAAUGUUUAAUUUUAGCUAUACAAAUUAUACAUUCACAGCUACGGUCUUUAAGUAUGCUACAUUUUAAAAGAAUAAAGAUUGUGAAACUGACAUCAUGCCACGUAGAGCUCUGGCAGCAGAGGGUGACCCUCUCAAAAUGGCGGCGGUGCCCCAGCUUUUAACUGCGUGACGUAGAUUCACAUUCUCUGUAGUUAAAAUGGUCACUAUUUUUACCCCAAUGAAAAUAAAAGUCUGUGUGACUUUUGUACCAUAUUUUCUGUUCUGCAUUUUUAUAAUGUUAUGUGUUGCGAACAUUUGAGAGUAAAGUGGAGAAACUAAUUCAUAUUUCAAUGUUUUUUUAAUUUUUUUGAAUAAUUUCUACUAUUUAGAUCUCAAUCAGUUCUAGUCGCUGAAAUUAGCUGGAUCUAAUAUCAGUGAUGAGUGUUAUUUUCAUAUGUAUUCACCACAGAUCUUAUGUUUUCUGAAGAAACUGUGUACACUUCAGGUUGUACAAUGUUUUUUUUUUAAAUGGAAAUAACGAUGCUCGAAUAAACAGAAUGAACAGAAUAAAUCCAAAUGAAUGGAAACAACUGUA